This is a messenger RNA of Apodemus sylvaticus (European woodmouse), 4140 nucleotides long. It is a transcript of the gene Stxbp6, whose product is annotated as syntaxin binding protein 6. Gene Ontology annotation, molecular function: phosphatidylinositol-4,5-bisphosphate binding. Bases 292 to 924 code for a protein of 210 amino acids. Gene Ontology annotation, cellular component: exocyst; plasma membrane. The record is from RefSeq and is a predicted model, not a curated record. The transcript is spliced from 6 exons. Lineage: Eukaryota; Metazoa; Chordata; Mammalia; Rodentia; Muridae. Gene Ontology annotation, biological process: exocytosis; regulation of SNARE complex assembly; Golgi to plasma membrane transport.
GGGCCGGCGCGAGCUGCAGCUGGAGCUCUGGCGCCCGGAGUUGGAGUUGCCAGGAGUUUCCCCGACCCCUCCCUCCUCGCGCACAGCAGCCGGAGCCCGCGCGGGAGCGGCGAGCCGCGACCAGCCAGCAGCAGAGCCGACCCAGCUUGGUCUGCAGCCCCGAUCUCCGCGCGGGGCAGCCGCGGGGGAGCACUGUCUUCGGUUGGGACGCGUGCCGCGCACUAGGCACCGCCCGAGCACGAGCCAGGCUGCACGAAAAUCCCCUGCGUGCCCUCCUGGGUGGGCUCUACAAUGAGUGCCAAGUCUGCCAUCAGCAAGGAGAUUUUUGCACCUCUUGAUGAAAGAAUGCUGGGAGCUGUCCAAGUCAAGAGACGGACAAAGAAAAAGAUUCCUUUCUUGGCAACUGGGGGUCAAGGCGAAUACUUGACUUAUAUCUGCCUGUCAGUGACAAACAAGAAACCCACACAGGCAUCAAUCACUAAGGUCAAACAGUUUGAGGGCUCCACAUCAUUUGUCCGGAGAUCCCAAUGGAUGCUUGAGCAGCUUCGCCAAGUUAAUGGUAUUGAUCCUAAUCGGGAUUCUGCAGAGUUUGAUUUGUUGUUUGAAAAUGCCUUUGACCAGUGGGUUGCUAGUACGGCCUCAGAAAAGUGCACCUUCUUCCAGAUCCUCCACCACACCUGCCAGAGGUACCUCACAGACAGGAAGCCAGAGUUUAUUAACUGCCAAUCCAAAAUUAUGGGAGGCAACAGCAUCCUCCAUUCAGCAGCGGAUAGCGUGACCAGUGCAGUACAGAAGGCUAGCCAAGCCUUGAAUGAGCGUGGGGAACGGUUAGGCCGAGCAGAGGAGAAGACGGAAGACAUGAAGAACAGUGCCCAGCAGUUUGCAGAAACGGCACACAAGCUUGCCAUGAAGCACAAAUGUUGAGAAACUGCCUAUCCUGGUGAACCUCUAAAGAAGUUGGAAGAGUUUGUUCAGCAGUUAUUACAAGACUUCCAGAUGACCGCUUCUUUGGUUUUGCUGUUGUUUUCUUUGUUUUUGUUUGUUUUCCCAAUAUAAGGACAUUUAAGGGUUUGAUUCUUCAUCGCCAGAUGUUAAUAUGAAUGAGUGACAGCUGACAGCGAGUUGUGCGUACAUUUCCUCAUCUUGCUAAGGAAUGCUACAAUAGCAUCAGCUUCAUUUUUACGUUUUCUGUUGUAUGUGUGUGAGUGUGCCUGUGUGUGUGUGUGUGUGUGUGUGUGUGUGUAUGUGUGUGUGCACGCACACGCGCGUGUGUCGGUGUGUGUGCAUAUGUUCCUUUUGAACGAAAAUUGUUUUUUGUAGUUCAAAUAAGAAAUUCAGACCAAAUAAUAAGCCAGGUAUAAAUUAGCAAAAUGUAUUUUUUUUUCCUCUCUGAAACUAAGCAACAGAAUAGUUCAAUAUGGUGGCAUCAGAUGAUGGUCCUGAAUACAAAUAGAAGCCAAGCAGUGCUUUCACUUACUCUCCUGGUCCUCUUCAUCUGAAGAAAAAAAUUAAAAUUCAUUAUCCUGAGACUCAAGUCUGUACUGUGGAAAACACCUGGGCAUAUCAGGGGAGUUAGAUUUUGUCUUUUCAUGUGAAUCUUUUUGCAUGAACCACCAAAAGCAUUCACAAAACAAAUCAGAAUCUCAAACAGAUAAACAUUUUUGUUCCUUCCUUCCAGUCUGAUAGUUGGAAAUAACAUAUGAAGGUUAAAACUUUGAAUGUAAAGACCUACCAUAAAACUUACUUUAAAACUUCUAUGGAUUAAUGGAUAUUUAUCUUGUUGUCAUUGUCCCAAGUUAUCCUAGCUGACAUGGCUGGCGGGGGCUUAUAUUUUAACAACAAACAAUAUAUCUAGGGUCAGUGAAGUGUCUCAGUGAAGGAAGAUGCUUAAACCUGGUGACUAAACUCCACAGAUUUGACCUUCACACAUGUGUCCUAGCACAUAUCUGUACACCAUAUAAAAUAUAUAUACAAAACAACAUAAUAAUGAAUCAAGUCAAAUAAAACAAUAAUUUGUCUAGAUAAAAUAUGUAAAUUAUAAUGUGUCAAGAUGCUACUUUAUUUUUUUUCUCUUUUUACAAAGAUAUAUCUAAUUUUAGAGGCACUCUCAAAGCAUCCUUGGAAAUGAACCUUCAGUUUCUUGGUAUCUGGGUUUUGGAGGUUUCAGUAUUGUUUUGGUUUUUAGUUUCUUUUGUGUCUUUUAACAUGUACUUCUUGACAAAUUGCAUACCUGUCAGUUUCAGCUUGCCUGGUCUAAUACAGGCAGCACAGUUACAAGCCUUUACAGUGCUGUCAGAUUGAACAGAAUCUCUUCCAGGCCUUUGGAGCAUGUGUUGCUCAAGGUAAUACUGCACUUAGACUGUAGAUAUUUUGUUUUCUCGAGGGUUAAAAGCUAAACAUUAAAAAUUAAAAAAUAAAAUAAAAUAAAUAAAAGCUUGUUCCUCAUGAAGCAAAGAGGCAAGCGACACAAGGCAAACGAGGCAGUGCAUGGAGUUCUCAGAUGCCUGGUCUUCAGGACCCUUUCCCUCUUUGUUCUCCACGGAGUCACCUGUUUACUUGUGAUGUCGUCUCUAAUGAAGCAGCAUAAGAUGACUUUAGAUUACUAAUGCUGAUUUAAAUAGCUUAAGUUUUCCUAAUAACGCAUCCUCCGAGAAAGAGCACAUUUUCCAUGGAAUAUCAUAGGUAUAAUAACAGGAAGAGGAUGGAAUUCGCUGCGAACAAGUGGAAUAAUCCUUUUGGGCACAUAAUCCAAAUGAAGAAAAUACUAUAAAAUGUACAUAGAGGACUAUGGAUGUUUACUAUAUCUUAUGCUUUUCUUUAGGUGUCUUACAAUUUUAAAAAAGCCAGGAACCUGCCAUCUGCUGACUAUUGGAACUAUCUGAUUCCCAAAAUAUAAGAAUAAAAAUAAAAAGCCCCCAAAUAACACUCCAAAUUGGUUUCAUUGGCAGACUUUAGCUCAGAAAACACAAAUAUUUGUCUUCCAAAACUGGAUUCUAGUUUCAGAAAGUUGAUAUAAAUAGUUGAGAGAAAUAAUCUAACUUUCCCCACACAAGUCAACAAUGAAAUCGCUUUCUGGAUACCUGGUGACAGCUUUGGUGCAACUGUUUCUGAACAGGCAGAAGCAUACUGUGAAAGCUAGGUCUUCCUCCUCAGCAUAUAAAUGUAAGUGCCCUGCACCUGCCCUCUUUCCAUUUUCUCUCUUGAUCACUUUUGACCUAAAUCUUGUUGGAAAUAGUCUGAACUAAAAGGAAAAGCCCACCCAGAGCUCUGUUAGCUUCCUCUACUGAGAAGUCCACAUCUAGGUCAUCACCAUGUUCUUGGCCUCUGAUCUGUCCUGCUUUGUCUUCCACCAAACACAUGGGCUAUAACAGCAAUUGCUGCCCAUUAUCAGCUGUCCAGCCUCUUGCAGAGAAACCCCUGAUAACACAUGUGAAAUCUGUUGCAAGCCUUUGGAAGAAGAAGGUGCUGCAAUAUAAAAUGCUAACGCAGUGUAACCAGCAUGAAUUUGCUAAGAGGACUCCUGUCAUAUGAGACCAAGUCAUUCGGUUCAGCUUGCUAGAAGAUUUACAGUGUUGAUUUUAUUUCUGCACUUCACUAUGAAUUUUGGAGAUGCUGUCUUUCUCUGAAGGACUUUGCCAAUUAUAUUGACAAUGCAUAAAAAAAGAACUUGACAGUAUUUCCACUUCUUCCUGGAAUGUAGCUGUAGUGUUCUUCUCUAGAAUGAUUAGAUAUCUAUGUCCAGGCUCUGUGCAGUUAUUCAGGUUGAUAUUUCAUUUUAAAGAAUGUAUUUGUAAAAUGUAACAAGACUAGUAGCUAUCUUUUUUUUAAGGUCUGGUAGAAGAAAUAUUAUGUGUUAGACUUAAAAUUAUAGUGAAAUCUGUUUUAUACUAUUGUGACUAGCAAAGAUUAUGCAUUUAUGUAGAAACAGUUACAGAGUGCCCUAAAUAAGAGAUACUAGUUAAGAUAGGUUUCACUCCUAAUUUCAGAAUUGUGAUGCUGCUAAUGUGUGUUGUUCUUGGUUUUUCAGAAAUUCUCUAUGAUACUGAGUACCAUUUUUGUUUCAUUCAGACAAGUUAACAGCUGUUCUGUUGGUUCACUAUUAUAACAACUCAGAUUUUGUCAUUAAAUAUUUUAACUCUC